AUGCACGCCGUUGGCCGUCUAGACCCGGACGUGCCUCCGGGCUUGCGCCCAGGCACCGCCAUGUCUGGCACCACCGUCAACUCUGGGCCCAUUGUCCCCGAGAGAACAUCUUCAGCUACCGACUUUUCCAAUACCUCUGUCGCGCAGAGAAAGGUGGAACGAAUGCAUAGCAAGACGAGGCGCGAACACGCACACCAUCACUCCCACUCUUCCAAGCACCACAGGGAUGAGCAAAAGACUGUGGGGGAAUACGCUUUGCAUGUGCUCUUCACCUCCUUCAUUGCGCAAGCCGAGGAGAAACUCAAUGACUGCAUCACAGUGCCAUUCGAACCGGAGCCGCAGGUCGAGCAGAUCUGCGGCCCGGGAGUCGACCCAUCCUUCGACCAGAUCAUUACCGCCUUGGGCCACAUUGCCCGGCCGCGACCGAAACCCCUUAUAGACUCCAUGAUGCUGUGGAGGAAGAGCAAAAGCGAUGCGGCCAACGAAGCCCGAAGUCAGUUGCAGCAAUCAAGGGGUGCGGCACCAGGGCCUCUCCAACGCCGGAAUACCGAGCCUCUGCAGCCUCUACCCGGAGCCAUGGACAAUGGUCUGGCCAGUCCGCAGACUUCAUUGGCCGCUAAACAAGAAUUCGUGGCACACGCCGAACGUCGUUCUACCGUUUCCAUCUAUAUCCUUUGCCGAGUGCUUCUAGAGGUCAUCAGUCAAACGAGCCUCCCUUUCUUGACGUUGGAGAUGGAGGAGAAGCUGGAGGGCAUCAUUUUUGGCCAACUCAAGAUCGCCGACACAGAGCAGCUCAUGGUCAGCCCGCUGAAACUUGCAAACUGGAACCUCUUCUCCCAGCUCUUGGGUGUCAUGAGCGAGAUCAACUUCAGGGGCGUCACAGAAAGGUUUCUCGGAGACCUCGAACGAUCACUCCAGGAACUGGUGGCCAAAAGCCCCACAUCACCAGCAGGCCGCGAUGCCGAGGGUAAGAUUGAGCUCGUCCUAGGUGGAAUGAAGCAUCUCAAAGUCAACAUGUCACAUCCAGAGGCCUGGGAAUACUCGUGCGACUUCAUGGUAGCCGUUGGGCGCCUAUUCCAUCGCUCCCACGGCCAGCGAGUGAAGACGGCUUUCUGCCAGGUGCUCGAGACGCUUCUGCUCACUGUGGCCGCCAAAGCAACAAAUCAAGAUCUGGCGCAUCCGAAAUGGAUUGAGGUUCUCGGCGCGAUCGGUCCCCGCCUUGCGCAAAUGUUCAUCAAGCCUCGGCAUUGGGGGUUCGCCUUUCCCUUGACAGCAACGCUGCUCUGCGUAUCUCCUCCCGACACAUUUGGAUCCCAAUGGCUCCAGUUGAUUCUCCCUCUCCAGCCGAAGCUCAAGGACCGUUUUACACGGCCAUUGUGCCUCCAGGUCAUUGCGAGGCUGCUGUGGACAUACCUGUACCGAACCAACGAUACCCUGCCUAAUACCAACAGGAAGCUCGACGAGGUGAUGAAAUUAGUUUUGCCACCAACGAAGCGCAGUCUCAUCGCCUCCGACUCGGCUGUGACAGAGCCGGUCAUCCAAAUCAUCAGAAUCAUCGGAUACAAGCAGCCCGAAUACUGCUUCAAGCAUGUUAUCUUCCCCUUGAUCAAUGUGGAAUUAUUCGUAUCCAACAAAGACUUGAAGGUGGAACAACUUGAUCCAGACCGCAUGGUCAUUGGAAUCAGAGCGUUCCUUGCCAUCAUGUCUGACCUAGAAAAGGCUGAUGAGGGCCGGCCGCCUUUCCCAAGCUCAUUCCCACCGCCACCAGCGAUUGAACGCGGGCCUGUCUCUCCCGUGAUGGCCUCACCACACCACACCGCGUCCGCAAGUUCUACUUCGGCGACGCCUGGCGAGGGUGAGCAGCUCUCCCGCCCCGUCCGGACAAGUGCCCUGAGUGACAUUGUCCGUGAAUACUAUCAUAAGUUCUGCGAGAUUCUCGGCAAGAUCACCAUCAUUUGCGACAACACGUUCGGAGGCCAAGCCGUGUUGGAUGAGAAGUUUAGCAGCCCAGGCCCCAAGACCCCCAUCGCCGAUACGUUCAAUUUCUCACGGCGGGAUGACCAUCAGUCUCCUGCGGAUCACAAACAGGCGUUUUACGAGCUUUUACAUGUUGCCGUCCAAGCUUUGCCUCGUUGUCUUUCUGUCGAUAUACCCUUUAACUCUCUGAUCAACCUGCUUUGCACGGGAACCGCCCACGUGCAGUAUAAUAUCGCUUUCUCGUCCGCUCAGUCACUCAAGGCCAUAGCCCGGCAGGCCCACGCGCAGCAAGUCACCAUGGGCUUCGCUCGCUUCAUCUUCAAUUUUGACGACCGGUACUCGACCAUGUCUGACGGUGGCAUGCUCGGACCUGGUCACAUCGAGAGCACUCUGCGUCUGUACGUUGAGCUGCUUCAAAUUUGGAUCGAGGAGAUAAGAAGAAAGACUCGAGAUGCUUCUCUAGACCAACUCGAGGCGAGUGACAAACGCGGCGCAAAACUUGAUCUCUCCGGCAUCUGGGCAGAGGUUGAUCAAGCAGAGGCCCACGGCUUGUUUUUUCUCUGCUCACAGUCUCGGAGGGUACGCUACUUUGCCAUAACCGUCCUCCGGCUCAUCAACGAUUUCGACAAGGCGCUACAGAACCAAGACAAGGAUACUCUGAGAGUCAUUGACAUCUUGGAGAAUGACUCGAUGCAAGUAAUGAACUUUAAGGAUGAAGGCCUCUCCGUUGCUGAAAGGAGCAGGCUCCAGAGAGGCAUGCAAAACAGUAACAUUCGAGGUGCCCUAGUGGAGUUGUGUACCAGUGAUGUCUCGUACGACACGACCUUGUGGUUCAAGCUCUUCCCCAAUCUCAUCCGUAUCGCGUACGAGAAGUGCCCCUUUACAGUCACCAUUGGUCGGGACCUGAUCUGCAACCGCAUUCUGCAGAUGUACAAAGCUAUCGUGCUCUUGUCGGAGCCAUCGAGGGGCUUGUACUACGGAUCAGAUCCCGGGAGCGCCCGCGUCGCUGGUAGGACACCGACAACACAGCCGGAAAUCCUCGUGGAACAGUGGAAACUCUACUUGAUAUUCGCUUGUACGACUCUGGCUGACCCAGGAAGCGUCGUGGCUGCCAAUCCUCAAGCCGCACAGCAUAGCCGAAAGACGUCCAAACCUGCCUCUGCGGACAAGAUUGUCUCAGCCAGGGUGCUCUUCAAAUACCUCAUACCCCUUUUGUCCGUCUCGUCGGCAUCGGUCAGAGACGCGGUGGUCCUAGCCAUGGGCUCUAUCAAUAUCCACAUCUACCGCACACUCCUUGAAGAGCUGGCAGGACAGGUUUCACGCUGUAACGACGAAGCUCGCGCCCGUAUCCAUCAACGUACCAACAGCAGCCCGAGACGGAAUCGCAAGAUGGAUCUGCUAAGGACGGAGAUUACCCACGUUUAUAAGCUUACCUGCCAUUUCCUCAAGAUCGAAGACGUCUACAACGACGAGUGGGUCCUCACCAAUCUCGUCACCUACACUAGGGACCUCAAGCUCUUCCUCAUGGACGGUGAAGUUCAAAUGGAUUGGGAGUUUCAGAAACUCAGGCGGCACUACUGCGGCCUGACGGAGGAACUCUUUGAAGGGAUCAACAGAACCAAGGAUCCUUCUCGAUGGAUGACGUUCGAGUCCCGAAAGUCCGCAUUUUCUUUGAUGGAAGACUGGUGUGGCUUCUCGCCUAACCAGACGCAGAUCCGAGUCCGAGAAGACACCAUGCGGCAGUCCCUCAUUGACCAGCAGUCACUCGGGGAACGAGGUACGGUCACUGCGGCCAUGGAGAUUGAGAAGCGAAACCUUCGUACCGCAGCUCUCAGUGCCAUGGCUGCCCUCUGCGGCGGACCGAUGAGCAUCACCACUGAGAGUGGCGCCACGCUACAGUUCGAUAUCCGAAGAAUGCUGGCUUGGAUCGAGGCCAUCUUCAACUCGGGAAGCGAUCGGAUGAACGUGAUCGGCCGUCGAGCCUUGCAGAACUUGAUCAUCCACAACCAGGAGUUGCCCUAUCUCCUGGAACACUGCAUAGCUCGCUGCUACCUGUCCGACGUUUCCAAGGUCCAGGAGAGCUAUUUCGCCGUCGUUACCAAGGUUCUGCUCGAGCACCUCGAUUACACGUGCCCAUUCUGGAAGCUGCUCGGACUAUGUCUGUUCACUCUCGGCAACGACGAAAGUGAGAUCAGAUCAAAGUCUGCCCGUUUGAUGAGGGCUCUCGAGGAGAGACAGCAGCCAGGGCGUACUUCAAAGAUCCAGGACUACGACAUUAGCAUUUCCGACAAGACAAAGGCGGUCUACAAGCUGGCACAGUUCGAAAUCUCAAAACGACUUGCUAAACAGCAUACUGAGCUGGCGUUCCACAUCUUCUCCGAGUUCACUUUGUACUUCAAGGAUCUCCAGCCUGCCUCACAGCGCAAUGUUGUUGCCGUCAUACUACCCUGGAUUCAGUCGAUUGAGCUGAGAGUCGAUCCUAAUGGUGGUCCUAUCGCUCAGUCGUACGUAUUGUUGGCCAACUUGCUGGAAAUCACCAUCAAGUCGAGCGGUGCUUUGCACAACGAGGUUCAAGCCUUGUGGCAAGCUCUCGCGACCGGGCCCUAUCCUGGAAACGUGCGGCUGAUCCUCGACUUCAUAAUAUCUCUCUGCCUCGAGAGGCGCGAGCAAAACUUUGUCGAGUACGCCAAGCAGAUUGUGGUCUUCCUCUCGAGCACCACGAGCAACCCCGGCAUGAAGGUUGUUGAGUUCCUUCUGAUGCAAAUUACUCCCAAGGCGAUGGUUCCAAACGAAAAGAAAGACGCCAUGCCGCCGCCGCCCGACAUCGGCCUGCUCCCGUACUGUGCAGACCUGGGUGAGGCACUCCCCGUGGGCACAAAGCAAGCCGGGUUCUCCCUCGGCCAGCUUUCGCUCAUCCUGCUUGUCGAUCUCAUGGUUUCCCCUGUGCAUCUCACACCUGAGAACGUGCCGGUGCUACUUCAGGUGGUCACCGUUCUCUGGGAUCACUACACCCCUCUCGUCCAAGAGCAAGCCAGAGAAAUGCUGGUCCAUCUCAUCCAUGAGCUUGUCAUUUCUCAAUUAGAUGACGAGACGGAGCUGACGGCUAGAGCGUCAAUCGAGGACCUAAUUGACUUGAUCCGCCGCCAUGAUCGCUCAGUCGUCUGGGGCUACGAAGACAGCAAUGGCAAAGCCGACGACCACGACAACAAGGUCCCUCCAAGCAUGGAAUUCUUGACGGCCGAGGUUGUCAAGACGUUUGAAAUCACCUACCCCGGCAUCAAGGACCAAUGGGGCAGGCUGUCCCUUACAUGGGCAACAUCGUGUCCCGUCAGGCACCUCGCGUGUCGCUCAUUUCAAAUUUUCCGCUGCAUCCUCACGUCACUGGAUCAGUUCAUGCUGGGCGAUAUGCUCGCCCGGUUGUCGAACACUGUUGCGGACGAAGACACCGAGAUUCAAACGUUUGCCAUGGAGAUUCUUACCACUCUGAAGACGCUCAUCCUCAAGCUCGACGCAGACAAGCUGCUCACAUUCCCUCAAUUGUUCUGGACAACGUGUGCCUGCUUGGAGUCCAUCAACGAGCGCGAGUACUUGGAGGCUGUGGAGAUGCUCAACGAGUUCCUGACAAAGGUAGACUUUAGGUCGCCCAACGUUCGCAUGUUGCUGCUCGACGGCCAACCUUCGAGGUGGGACGGUGCCUGGGAGGGCCUCCAGUCUUUGCUCUACAAGGGGCUGAGAUCGUCCAUCUGCAUGGAGGCUACGCUCACCACGCUCGACAAGGUGGUGCAGCUGCCCAGUGACGGACUCAUUGGCGAUGACAGUCGGCUAUUCUUUGCGAUCCUGGCCAACUUCCCCCGCUUCUUGCACGAGAUGGAAGAGGAUGAGCCCAGUGAGCAAGUUCUGCAGUCCGCCGAGAUCUUGUGCACUGUAUGCGAGGACCAUGGAUAUGGCAACGUCGCUGAAGUGCUUCAGGAGUACGUCAGCUUCAAGUAUCAGGGCAACAAUAGAGAGUUCCAGAGCCGUCUGUUCGCCUCGUUACAGGAUCACUUCCUCCCCAACCUGGACUUCAAGAUGGUCAUUUUCCUGAUGGGUCUCCUUACAAAUUCCACGGCGUGGGUGAAGCUAAAGACCAUGAACAUCCUUAGCAUCGUCAUUCCCGAGAUUGACAUGCGGAAGCCUGAGCUAGCUGGCCAUGGCUCUGAUCUCAUCUCUCCUCUUUUGCGUUUGUUGCAGACCGAGUUCUGUAUGGAGGCACUAGAGGUUUUAGACAACAUCAUGACAAUGUCGGGCAGCGCCAUGGAUAAGCAGCACCUGCGGAUGAGCAUGACUCGCUCUACCUCGAAGACGAUCCGCAAGGAAUACGAGCGGACUGUCAGUCUGUUUGGUAUUCCGGAGGCUUCUGGGUGGGCCAUCCCCAUUCCUGCCAGGAAGACAGAUCUCACUCGCGCGAAUAUCCACGCAGCAUUCUACAUGUGUCAGGCCGCGGAAGGAAUCCUGACGGAAGCAACGCCCACGCCCGAUGUCGAGUUCCACACCGACGACUUCCCGUAUAGCUACUUCCAGAUGCCCGACCGGACCGAGACGAUGAUGUCGGACGAAGGCCGCGGCGACGGACACCUCGGCGACCUCGUGACCAAGCUGGACAGCCUCGACGAUUUCUUUGACGACCUCGGCUCGAGCCCACCCAGCGACGGCCGCUCGUCGAGGACCAUCACUGAGUUCUCACCGGACAGCUUCGAGUCCGGAGCGCAGCUGGAUCCGAGCUCCAACACGAUGAAUCCUGGAGCUUUUAGCGCGUCGGGAGCGGGCGGCGGCGGCAUAGGAAUGGGCGGAGGGCUAGGAGUCGGAGGACCGGGAGGUUCCUCCUCGCGACCCGGUCUCCAUUAUAGGUCCAUCACGUCGCCGUCGGCACCGGCAUCCUACCAGCCGCACAUUAGCGAGUUCACCUCGGAUGACGAGUUCCCCGAAGACGUCUUCUCCGACGCGGACGACGAGCGACCGAACACGGGCCACGGCGGCGAGGGGUCCUUUUCGCUGGAGAACAUGAUUAAGCCGCUCGCGCAGAGCACGCGGUCUCGGAUGCGCCGUUUGACGGGCGGCAGGUCACGCGAGAAUGAUCGACAGCAGGAACUUUUCCGAGCUGAGCGGGCUGUUGCAGCGCAGCAGGUUCCCAAGGUGCCGACCAACUUUUUGACCAAGAUGCCGCAGCAGGGGGAGAUGCUCUAG
Molecule: messenger RNA, 7200 nt
Organism: Colletotrichum godetiae
Lineage: Eukaryota; Fungi; Ascomycota; Sordariomycetes; Glomerellales; Glomerellaceae
Product: cell morphogenesis protein PAG1
Exons: 3
Coding region: 1-7200 (2399 amino acids)
Biological process (GO): cell morphogenesis
Cellular component (GO): cell cortex; site of polarized growth
Source: RefSeq, a predicted model, not a curated record